Molecule: messenger RNA, 615 nt
Organism: Penicillium psychrosexuale
Lineage: Eukaryota; Fungi; Ascomycota; Eurotiomycetes; Eurotiales; Aspergillaceae
Product: mago nashi family protein
Exons: 6
Coding region: 1-615 (204 amino acids)
Biological process (GO): RNA splicing
Cellular component (GO): exon-exon junction complex; nucleus
Source: RefSeq, a predicted model, not a curated record
AUGACUAAGCCACAGCCCGCCGCUUUUCAACUGCCACUUCGACGUCGAUUGCUAUCUUUCCUCAUUCACGUACGACCUCUACGAUUGAGAUUCGCCAGGAUGUCGAAUGAGAAUUUCUACCUCCGAUACUACUCAGGUCACUCUGGGCGGUUUGGACAUGAGUUCCUAGAGUUUGAUCUCCGCACCAUUGGCGAAGGUAGCAGUGCCGCCGUACGAUAUGCGAACAACUCGAAUUACCGCAAUGAUUCCCUCAUCCGCAAAGAAAUGUGCGUGAGCGAUGCGAUGGUCGAAGAAGUGAAGCGCAUUAUCAAGGAUAGCGAGAUCCUUAAGGAGGAUGACUCCAAGUGGCCCCAGAAGAACAAGGACGGGCGCCAAGAGCUGGAGAUUCGGAUUGGAAAUGAGCACAUUUCCUUCGAGACCGCCAAGAUCGGCUCGCUAGUCGACGUGACUGAAUCCGACGACCCCGAAGGACUUCGCGUUUUUUAUUAUCUUGUGCAGGACCUGAAGGCCCUUGUAUUCUCGCUGAUCUCACUUCACUUUAAGGUAUUGACAAUCUUGCCCCCACGCUUGCAACAUCUUUUGACCAUCCCUGCUUUACAGAUCAAGCCCAUUUAA